UGGAAGCUGCACAUGCUGCUCUUAAAAAAUAUUUACAGUGUCUACAGCUAGAAGAAUUGGCAAACACAUCUCCUGUUGUUUUAGAAGAUCUGGUUAUUAGUAAAUCUCGAGGAAGGCCAGUUGACGCUAGAAACAAGAACAAAAGAAUGAUGCAAAGAGAACUAUCUGAAUUUGAACAU
Messenger RNA from Dentiscutata heterogama, 179 nucleotides. The record is from the annotation of a GenBank genome assembly. Lineage: Eukaryota; Fungi; Glomeromycota; Glomeromycetes; Diversisporales; Gigasporaceae.